Messenger RNA from Petromyzon marinus (sea lamprey), 1000 nucleotides. RefSeq names its product mitochondrial ribosomal protein L17 (gene MRPL17). Gene Ontology annotation, molecular function: structural constituent of ribosome. Gene Ontology annotation, biological process: translation. The record is from RefSeq and is a predicted model, not a curated record. Lineage: Eukaryota; Metazoa; Chordata; Hyperoartia; Petromyzontiformes; Petromyzontidae. Gene Ontology annotation, cellular component: ribosome; mitochondrial large ribosomal subunit.
ACGGGACGCGUUGGGGUCAUUUGGCGCGCACGCGUUGAAGGGAGUGAGGCUCACUUCGCUCCUGGGAGGCUUCUCCUUCUUCUUCUUGUUCUUAGUUGGCUCACCUUUCGUGAGGCGAAGAAAAAUAAGAAUUCGUCGACAUCCAAAAACAGAAAAUCGAUGAGGCUGACGCAGCUGCUGCUGAUGCGUCACGGGCGCGCGCGGCGGCAGUUGGGGCGCGAGCCGGGCGCGCGCCUCGACCUCCUGCGGCUGCUCGUCACGGGCCUCGUGCGGCACGAGCGCGUGCAGACCACGGGGGCGCGCGCGAGGGAGGCCGCCACCUACGCCGAGAAGCUCAUCGACUACGCCAAGCGCGGUGACGGGGAUGAAACUGCCAUGAAGAUCGCCAGCUUUUGGCUCACGGAGAAGGACCUGGUCCCGAAGCUCUUCAAAGUCCUGGCCCCGCGCUUCCGGAGCGUGGAGGGCGGCUACGUGACGGUGCACCAGAUCCCGAACCGCACCAACACGGACCGCGCCCAGAUGGCCGUGAUGGAGCUAGCGGGCAACCCGUACCCGCCGCUGGUGACGCGGCGGCGCGACCCGGAGUCGACGCUCCUCAACGUGCUCCUGCGGGGCUAUCGCCUCGAGCUGGCCAGGGAGAAGGCGGCCGCCACCUCUUCGUCGUCGUCGGCGGCGGCGACGACGGCGACGUCCUCGCCUUAACCUCUCCCCCCUCUUUCUCCUGUUUCCGAGACGUUUUGCGAGUUGUGGUGUGGGGGGAUCUCCCCCCCCUCCCCUCUCCACCACCACCCCGGUUAACACCGCUGAAUGUCGGGAAAUGCGCUGCGGGAACGGCCCGCCGGUAGUUUCGUUCAGGAGGGGCGUAGCGGCAAGCUCGGCGUUUUUUUUUAUUUCGCGAAGGCGUCACGGACAACCGUGGGCGCCGCCGAAACCGGUGGCCACGAGCCCUAGGCCAUGCGGGAACCUCGGCAACCGACGAGGUCGGCUUCUUUUGAUUGAA